AUGGUUUGCAUUAUUAUUAUUUUUUUUUGUGAAAUAUGAAAGCUUGGCGACAACAAAUAAGAAACGCCCCCAUUAGCGGCUCAGCUCUAGCCUCCUUGCCCCCGCCUCUCUUUCUCCUCCACCCACCCCGCGGCUCCACUUCCCCAGUCGACUCCACUCUCCAGCGGGCUUCAACUCUUCCGCUUUCCACCGCUCCUUUCAUAAAGCAUGCUUUUCAUUCCUGGAGCUUUUUUUGUUUUUGUUUUUUUGAGGGGAACAUGAACGAGAUCAAGAUUGCAGUGCUCGGAAGUGAAGGAGUCGGAAAGUCAGCCCUCAUCGUGCGGUUCUUCACGAAACGCUUUAUUGGAGAAUAUGCAUCAUCUUCAGAAUGCAUAUACAGAAAGCGUCUGACGAUGGACGGGAGGCAAAUGAAUCUGGAGCUCUAUGAGCCGUCCUCCCAGUCCUUUCAGGGUAAAUUAACUCUCAAUGACCAGAUUCACUGGGCUGACGGUUUCAUCGUGGUGUACGAUAUUAGCGACCGCUCAUCCUUUCUUGCUGCAAGAAGCGUAGUGAAGCUCAUCAGGGACCACCGCUCGGGAUCGGCCAAACGGGAUGCCGAGUCGCUUAUAUCUGUGGUGGGCAACAAGCACGACCUGUGCCACAUGCGGGAGGUGCGCCGCGAAGAAGGCCAGCGCCUGGCGGCCGAAUUCCGCUGCCAGUUCCACGAGCACCACCAAGAGGUGGCGCUUAUAUUCUCAAAGGUGGUGCAGAGCGCCGGCAGCAAGGGGAAGGAGCGCAGGAGACGCCCGAGCGGUUCCAAGUCUGUGGCCAAACUCAUCAACAAUGUUUUUGGCAAGAGGAGGAAAUCGGUGUGAGGCGUUGUAACAAGGACGACUGUCAGUCAAGACCUCCUCGUUGUGGUAUCUUUUGAAUCUAUUGUUCACUUCAACUAGAAAUGGCGUGCAUGUAUGAAAAUGUGAUGCAGUGAACCCCCCUAUAUCAUGGGGGAUACGUUCGAGACACACCGCUAGCAGGUGAAAAUCUGUGAUAUAGAGAGACCAUAUAAAAAUAUUUUAUCGUUGUAUCCCUCCCAUAGGCUUUAAACACAUUUAAGCUUAUUAAAACACACUUUUUCAAGUAUUCCGUUGUGCCUUUUGUCACUCUCUCGCUGUCAAAAAAUGGAGGACUAUUGUAUAAAACCACUUUGAGGAAAGGAAGACGUAGUUCUCCAAAUAAGAGAACACCUUGACGCAAAGCGUACUUGCGUCAAGGUGUUUUGCCAUUCCCAGUUGCAAUUUACCGUAAAACUGACACACAAAACAAAAGAGAAUCAAACAUUGUCUAUUUAAACACCAAAAUCGUCAUUCCACGCGGUCUCCAGGUGUGCCGUUGGCUUGAUACGAUCAAACGCCUAGCCUCGAAUAAAUGCCCGUCCAAAAAGAACGGGUAGUAACUGCAAUCAUCUCGGUUCUCGGGACGUUCGAUACGAUACCACGAGAACUUUUGAUACAUCAAAUUUCAGUUAACACAAUGACACGUAAUUGCAAAGAGCAAAAUGUGUCUUUGUUUCUGAUGCACAUAAUGAUUCGCCGAUGGUUCAAUGCGCCGCAGUGUAGCGCCAACUACUGGCGAGGGGGUCUUACACAAUAUUGUUUUUAUUUCUUUAUUUCUUUAUUUAUUGCCUUAAAUAUCGGUGCCUGGUAUCGGGACUCACCCAUUGCUGCUCAGUUCAGUUGGAACAUUAACACAAUGCUGAAAUAUCGAAACAUUUAAAUAAUGAUCAGAUUCAAAUGUAUUGCACACAAAAGUUAAAUCAAAACUGUACCAAAAUAAAUGUUUAAAAACAAACCGUUCUUAAAGAUUAUAUGUUAAGGUAUUGUACUUGAUAGUUAAAUAGAACUGAAUUGUGCUUGGGCAUUGAUUGUCAGAUAAAAAACUGCAUUUUGUUGUAUACUGAAUAAUAUAAUUUGUUUCAGUUAAAUCGGUGUUCAACACAACUCUUAAAAGUGGUAAACAGCAUCUAAUGCCUUUAGUAGUAUAAAAUAUUUGUAACAAUUUAAAAUAUAC
This is a messenger RNA of Phyllopteryx taeniolatus (common seadragon), 2046 nucleotides long. It is a transcript of the gene rergla, whose product is annotated as RERG/RAS-like a. The coding region runs from base 36 to 854 and encodes 272 amino acids. Gene Ontology annotation, molecular function: GTP binding; GTPase activity. The transcript has 5 exons. The record is from RefSeq and is a predicted model, not a curated record. Lineage: Eukaryota; Metazoa; Chordata; Actinopteri; Syngnathiformes; Syngnathidae.